GGGGGCUCCGGAAACGUGACUGAGAAAUGAGAUGGAGAAGUACGAGCGGAUCCGAGUGGUGGGCAGAGGUGCCUUCGGGAUCGUGCACCUAUGCCUGCGCAAGGCUGACCAGAAACUGGUGAUCAUCAAGCAGAUCCCAGUGGAGCAGAUGACCAAGGAAGAGCGGCAGGCAGCCCAGAAUGAGUGCCAGGUCCUCAAACUGCUCAACCACCCCAAUGUCAUUGAGUACUAUGAGAACUUCCUGGAGGACAAGGCCCUCAUGAUUGCUAUGGAAUAUGCACCAGGUGGCACCUUGGCAGAGUUCAUCCAGAAGCGCUGUAAUUCCCUGCUGGAGGAGGAGACCAUCCUGCACUUUUUCGUGCAGAUCUUGCUCGCACUACACCACGUGCACACCCACCUCAUCCUGCAUCGGGACCUUAAGACCCAAAACAUCCUUCUCGAUAAACACCGGAUGGUUGUCAAGAUUGGGGACUUUGGCAUCUCCAAGAUCCUGAGCAGCAAGAGCAAAGCCUACACGGUGGUCGGUACCCCAUGCUACAUCUCCCCUGAGCUGUGCGAGGGCAAGCCCUACAACCAGAAGAGUGACAUCUGGGCCCUGGGUUGUGUGCUCUAUGAGCUGGCCAGCCUCAAGCGGGCCUUCGAGGCUGCAAACCUGCCAGCGCUGGUGCUGAAAAUCAUGAGUGGCACCUUUGCCCCCAUCUCUGACCGGUACAGCCCUGAGUUGCGCCAGCUUGUCCUGAGUCUGCUCAGCCUGGAGCCCUCCCAGCGACCACCGCUCAGUCACAUCAUGGCCCAGCCCCUCUGCAUCCGUGCGCUCCUCAACCUCCACACCGAUGUGGGCAGCGUGCGCAUGAGGAGGGCGGAGAAGCCCUUGACCACUGGACCACCCCUGGCCCUGAGCAGCACCGGGAGCAGGAGCACCAGUGCCCGCUGCAGGGGCAUUCCCCGGGGACCCGCUCGCCCUGCCAUUCCGCCCCCACUCUCUUCCGUAUACGCUUGGGGGGGCGGGCUCAGCACCCCUUUGCGCCUGCCGAUGCUCAACACCGAGGUGGUCCAGGUGGCAACGGGGCGCACGCAGAAAGCGGGAGUCACGCGCUCGGGACGCCUCAUCUUGUGGGAGGCCCCACCCCUAGGCGCUGGAGGGGGUGCCCUCCUGCCAGGGGCAGUGGAGCAGCCGCAGCCCCAGUUCAUCUCCCGCUUCCUGGAGGGCCAGUCGGGGGUGACCAUCAAGCACGUGGCCUGUGGUGACCUUUUCACUGCCUGCCUGACCGACCGAGGCAUUAUUAUGACCUUCGGCAGUGGCAGCAACGGUUGCCUAGGCCAUGGCAGCCUCAAUGACAUCAGCCAGCCCACCAUCGUGGAAGCCUUGCUGGGCUAUGAGAUGGUGCAGGUAGCCUGCGGCGCCUCUCACGUGCUGGCAUUGUCCACUGAGCGAGAACUCUUUUCCUGGGGCCGUGGAGACGGAGGCCGGUUGGGACUUGGCACCAGAGAGUCCCACAGCUGCCCCCAGCAGGUGUCCGUGCCCCCAGGACAGGAAGCUCAGCGGGUUAUAUGCGGCAUUGACUCCUCCAUGAUUCUCACUGUGCCUGGCCGGGCCCUGGCCUGUGGGAGCAACAGGUUCAAUAAGCUGGGCCUGGACCACCUCUCCCUUGGGGAGGAGCCUGUCCCAGAUCAGCAAGUGGAGGAGGCCCUGAUUUUCACACCUCUGGGCUCUGCCCCCCUGGACCAGGAGCCCCUGCUGAGUGUGGACCUGGGCACAGCUCAUUCUGCAGCAGUGACUGCCUCCGGCCAGUGCUAUGCUUUCGGCAGCAACCAGCAUGGCCAGCUGGGCACCAGUGCCCGCAGAGUCAGCCGGGCACCUUUUCAAGUCCAAGGCCUCCAGGGCAUCAAGAUCUCGAUGGUAGCCUGCGGGGAUGCUUUCACUGUAGCCAUUGGAGCAGAGGGUGAGGUAUAUUCUUGGGGCAAGGGGGCCCGUGGUCGACUGGGAAGGAGGGACGAGGAGGCUGGACUCCCUCGGCCAGUGCAGCUGGAUGAGACACACCCCUACACUGUGACUUCUGUGUCCUGCUGCCACGGAAGCACUCUUCUGGCUGUUCGCCCUGUCACAGAUGAGCCAGCGCCCCCCUAAGCACCUGAAGAUGCCUCUGGAGAAUGCUUCUUCCCUGAAGGUUCUGGAAAAAAGCAUAGGGGCCUGAGACGUGAUCAUUGUCUCCCCACCCCCAAACU
Messenger RNA from Sorex fumeus (smoky shrew), 2226 nucleotides. It is a transcript of the gene NEK8, whose product is annotated as NIMA related kinase 8. The record is from RefSeq and is a predicted model, not a curated record. The coding region runs from base 32 to 2128 and encodes 698 amino acids. NCBI's taxonomy places the organism in Eukaryota, Metazoa, Chordata, Mammalia, Eulipotyphla, Soricidae. Gene Ontology annotation, biological process: protein phosphorylation. The transcript has 15 exons. Gene Ontology annotation, molecular function: ATP binding; protein kinase activity.